Messenger RNA from Nakaseomyces glabratus, 1077 nucleotides. It is a transcript of the gene RRD2, whose product is annotated as peptidylprolyl isomerase RRD2. Gene Ontology annotation, molecular function: peptidyl-prolyl cis-trans isomerase activity; protein tyrosine phosphatase activator activity. Gene Ontology annotation, biological process: mitotic spindle organization. NCBI's taxonomy places the organism in Eukaryota, Fungi, Ascomycota, Saccharomycetes, Saccharomycetales, Saccharomycetaceae. The record is from RefSeq and is a predicted model, not a curated record. Gene Ontology annotation, cellular component: cytoplasm; nucleus; protein phosphatase type 2A complex.
AUGAUACCUAGCAAAAGGAUAUUGACAGAUAAGGAUGUUAAGAUAUGGGAGGAGUCUGAAACCAGAGAGGAUAUACUAAGUUUUAUUGAGUCUUUGGCUAAGGCGGUGGAAGGCUUUGAAAACGAUCAAGUUAGUGAACCUGUAAGUGACAGUGUGCAGAGCACCAUAGCGGUGUUAACAGAGAUCGAUAAGCUAAUCAAGUUACACCCGGUAAUACAGGAUAAAAACACUUCCAGAUUUGGUAAGGUCGAGUUUCGGGAUUUCUACGAUGAUGUAUGUGAAAAGGCUGAUGACCUUUUGAGUUCUCAUUUCCCCGCGCUAACCUCUGAGCAAAUCGAGCAACUGUCAAUAUACUUACAGGAGUCUUGGGGAAACAAGAGAAGAAUAGACUAUGGAUCAGGCCAUGAACUCAACUUCAUUUGUUUCCUGUACGGCCUAACUCAUUAUAAAAUUUUUGAUCUUCAGCGUGAUGCCAGAAAUUUAGUUCUAGUGUUGUUUAUCGAGUAUCUGAAGAUAAUGAGGGAAAUCGAGACCUUAUAUUGGCUAGAGCCUGCUGGCUCACAUGGAGUCUGGGGUUUGGAUGAUUAUCAUUUCUUGCCUUUCCUCUUUGGGGCAUUUCAACUCGCACCUCAUAAACACUUGAAACCAAAAUCUAUUCACAACGAGGAGUUGGUAGAGAUGUUUGCAGAUAAGUAUCUAUAUUUUGGCUGCAUAGCUUUUAUCAAUUCCGUCAAGACAUCAACGUCUCUUAGAUGGCAUUCACCAAUGCUGGACGAUAUAAGUGGAGUAAAAAAGUGGUCAAAGGUUGCUGAGGGUAUGAUAAAGAUGUACAAGGCAGAGGUUCUAGGGAAACUUCCCAUCAUGCAACAUUUCUAUUUUAGUGAGUUCCUGGUAUGCCCAGAAGGUAUCUCCGAACCCCGUACUCAUAUCCACAACGGUGAUGAAGAUGAUGACCAGUGCUGCCAGGAUGGUGCAGCACAUAAUACCUGGGGUGAUUGCUGUGGUAUAAAGAUACCUAGUUUGUAUGCUGCAAAUGCUAUGGAAAAGCAGUCACACAAGCCAAUACCGUUUGACUAG